Molecule: messenger RNA, 1008 nt
Organism: Chara braunii
Lineage: Eukaryota; Viridiplantae; Streptophyta; Charophyceae; Charales; Characeae
Source: the annotation of a GenBank genome assembly
GGGCGCAGCGCACCGGGAUUACCGACGCGAUGACCAUCGAGAUAGGCAUCCGGAGUUUGGUUCGGGGUAUAGUUAUGGUGGGAACAGGGACUACGGAGGAAGGAGGAGAAAGUGAGGGCGAGGAUGGAGAACGAGAGGAAAAAGAACGGGUUUUGAGAGAGGAAGAGGAGAAGAUAGCAAAUGAUAGACGACUGAAGAAGAAGGAGGAGAAGAAAAGGUUGGAAGCAGAAGAUCGGGAAGCGAUGCGUAAGGACUUGCGGAUGAAAAUUCGCAUGCACAUGGGAAACGUGUGUGAGGAACUGCAUCAAUGUUUGGCGUCGGCAAUACCUACCAAGAAGAAAGAUAAAGGGAAGCUGCCAGUGCAUGCGUCGUCUGAAGAGGAAAGCGAUGAGCCAAAAGGAAGCGAUGUGGAAGCAGUGUGCGAGCAGACGGAAGAGUUAGUCAUCAAAGAGAAGCGGAGGAGAAGUGUGGAGCGACCAGUCGGAGAUAGCUCGCCAAUGGAAACCCCUGCCAAGCGGGCAUCAACGCGAGAUGUUUUGGAUCCGAAACGCUUGUUACUGAGCUGUAGACGACAACCGUUUAAGCGGUCACCUAGGAAGCAGACACCGAAGUCGCUGAGAAGCGCGCGGAAAGGCAAGAAGGUGUCGACAUCGCCAGACACGAUGGGGAGAUUGAUGUUUGUUACGGAUAACCUACGUGAGUUAGGCGACCGUAACAUGAAAGAUUUGAAGCAGAUUUGCAGUUCGGAGGACGUGCCCUACGAAGGUUUGAGGAAAAUGGAUAUGAUCAUAGCUAUCACCGAGAAGCGUUCGCAAGUGGCCUAUGGCCCCGAAGGUGAAGUGGAAGGCCCAACAGGCGCGAUCACUAAAGAAGGUAAUCAGAGCGAGGAGAAGGAGGAAUCGGCAGGUAACGACGACGAUAAGGAGGUUUGAACAGCGGAGGAGUAUUGGAGACUAUGUAGAGCUCUCAUAAGGGUGCGCAGUUUUUUGCCGCAAGACACCAUCGUCG